This is a messenger RNA of Hyla sarda, 1532 nucleotides long. RefSeq names its product aquaporin 4 (gene AQP4). The record is from RefSeq and is a predicted model, not a curated record. The transcript has 8 exons. Gene Ontology annotation, biological process: transmembrane transport. NCBI's taxonomy places the organism in Eukaryota, Metazoa, Chordata, Amphibia, Anura, Hylidae. Bases 145 to 1104 code for a protein of 319 amino acids. Gene Ontology annotation, cellular component: plasma membrane; basolateral plasma membrane. Gene Ontology annotation, molecular function: water channel activity.
GUUGGACUGCUAGAAGUUGUAGGCAGUGGACAGCAGGGUGUAGGCUAUCGGAACAUUUUAUUCUAUCCUUAGGAGGAAUGAGUGACAGAUCUGAUACAAGCGUUCGAGGAAAGAGCGAUAAGGAGCUGAACAAGGAGAGAACAAAUGGUCAGUUACCUAAAGAUUUCUAAUGAAUACUGCAAGUGUGGUCGUCUGUGCAAGUGUGAGUCAAUCAUGGUGGCGUGCAAAGGCGUCUGGACACAGCCCUUCUGGAAAGCAGUGGUUGGCGAGUUUCUGGCUAUGCUAAUAUUUGUCCUUUUAAGUCUUGGUUCAACUAUUAACUGGAGUCCAAAGGAAAAUCGUCAACCAGCAGAUCUGGUCCUUAUUUCACUCUGCUUUGGACUCAGCAUUGCAACCCUAGUACAAUGUUUUGGACAUAUCAGUGGAGGCCAUAUUAAUCCAGCUGUCACUAUUGCGAUGGUGUGCAUGAGGAAGAUCACCAUUGCAAAGGCAGUCUUUUAUAUUGUGGCACAAUGCGUGGGUGCCAUUGCUGGAGCAGGAAUUCUCUACCUGGUUACUCCAUCAGACGUUUCUGGCCUCUUAGGUGUUACCAAGGUGAAUGAAAUGCUUUCCCCUGGUCAUGGCCUCCUUGUGGAACUGGUAAUAACCUUCCAGUUGCUGUUCACAAUUUGCGCAAGCUGUGAUUCAAAACGUAAUGACAUCACUGGGGCUGUAGCAUUAGCCAUUGGAUUUUCUGUGGCUAUAGGACAUUUAUUUGCUAUCAAUUAUACAGGAGCCAGCAUGAACCCAGCUAGAUCCUUUGGACCAGCUGUCAUUAUGAACAUAUGGGAACACCAUUGGGUGUACUGGGUUGGACCAGUGGUAGGCGCAGUUUUGGCAGGAGUCCUGUAUGAAUAUGUGUUCUGUCCAGAUGUUGAACUCAAGAACCGUUUAAAGGAGGUCUUAAAUAAGGCAACUCAACCAUCCAAAGGGAAGUACAGUGAAGUAGAAGAAAGUAAAAGUCAGAUAGAAUCCGAUGACUUGCUUCUGAAACCUGGGAUUGUUCAUGUUUUCGAAGAGAAAAAAGGAAAGGAAACCUCCGGUGAUGUAUUAUCUUCUGUAUGACUAGAGGCGGAAGCCAGAGAAAAGCCAUCGAAACCAUCACCAACAUUUUUCUCAAUCAUGGAAACCGAUAUAUUAUAAAGCAGCUGUAUAAUCCACAAAUAUGUACUUACAUCAUUCAGUUAAUAGUAUCUCCCAAGCUUGAAUCCACCACAGUGUAAAACUAUCACUAUAUAAGAUGUGCACCUAAUCUUUGGGCACUGUCCUCUUGGCAAAUCUGAGGUAAAUAAGAGUGAUGCUUAAUUUAACAAGAAGUCAAUAUUGAGCCUGAAAUCUGCCCGUUUAGCAUCUAGAUUGACAGUGCACAUUAGUUUAAAGUACCCACCGGCAAAUUCAAACGAAUGGUUUUUCCUCUGGCACAUAAUUGGUUGUUGUCAACGCUGAUUAAGAUGUCCCCCUAUUAAAUCACUAUCUGGAGAGCAGCAUAUGCA